CCAGGUCUUCCCCCAACCCAGGAGCAAAUGAAUCACGAGAAGCUCCUCAAGACAAGGAAAGGCAAGGGUGCUGCCGCCGAUGCCGCUCUUGCCAAGGCCAAGGCUGUUCAAACGGCCGAUUCUAACUCUUCCGCCUCUCAGGCCGACCGUCGCACGGUGGAGGCGGAACAGCACCUCAUUGCCACGGUGAUGGCACAGGGGUCCCAGGCCCCGAUCCUCAAUUCUGGUGCUUCCGAAGUCGUGGCGCCCUUGCAGACCGUCCAUCCCCAUGACGGGGAGAAGGCGAAGGACAAGAAGUCCAAAAGGCCCCGGGGGCUUCCUCUUCGGCCCCCGAAGAACAAGAGUUGAUUCUUCCUUCCCUUGGACGUCCGGCCCAUGACGUCUGGCAGAAGAUUGCUUCCCUGGUCGGCGUGGAAGUGCCUCCCCGGACGUCUUCGGAGGCCUCCAAUGCGGUUCUGACCGCCGCUCUUCAGGUCGGGCUCUCCACCCUGCAAGCCGAGGCUGCUCGGGAUGCCGACGCCCUCCAGGCCAAGAAUAAGGCAGAUGCGGCCUUGAAGAAGGCGAGGGAGGCCGUUCGUCUUCAGGAGAAGGAGACGGCAGCCAAGGAAAAGGAGCUGCAGGCCGCUCUGAAGGUAGCUCGCGAAUCUUCCGCGAAGCUUGCGGCCCUGGAGAAGGCCGGAUUCAAGCUCGUCCCGGCUCUCCCCGCCCCCAAGAACGAGGCCCCCGAAUGGCUCGUCGACGACUCUGGGUAUCACAACUCUGGGGCCUUCAUGAUCGCCGUCCAGAGGUACCUUGGGGGCGCCUUUGGCGAUGUAUUCGCCGCUGAACUGCAGAAGCGUGCGCCGAAGGACCGGCUCAAGUUCGGGGUCCAAGUUCUGGAGAGUGCUCCCCUGGCCGAGAAGUUCUUGUAUGACGUUGGAGAUAGCUCCUUUGUCAUUGGCUACAACAAGGGGGUGAAAGCCACACUGCCGGUCUUUGCCGCUCUCCAGGGCCCCGGAUUCAACCUGGCCCAGCACACCACGGACCCGGAGCUGAUUCGAGCGGUGGGCAAGCUGGAGCGGGACGCCCGGCGGGAGGAAGCCAAAGCCAGGGGUGAGGUCCCGGAGCCUCCGACCCCCGAGCCCGAGCCCGAGCCCGAGGAGGAAGAAGAAACCAUUCCUGGGGGGUCCCGGCAUGUUUCCCCGAAUUUUGUUUAAUGUAACUUGUAAUCUCUUUGUUAUGAUUCUGUAAUAUCCGGCCAGUAGAGCCGAGGAAUACACAACUCUUUUCGCC
Messenger RNA from Cuscuta epithymum, 1272 nucleotides. NCBI's taxonomy places the organism in Eukaryota, Viridiplantae, Streptophyta, Magnoliopsida, Solanales, Convolvulaceae. The record is from the annotation of a GenBank genome assembly.